AUGAGAAGAAAUAACAGAGUAUUCAAAACAAAGGAUUGGAGUCCAAUUGAGGUUAUCUCUACAGCUGAAAGAGCAUUUCUUGAGUUCCAGUCAGCACCACCGUUGGGUUUUAUAAAGGUGAAUUGUGAUGCUGCAAAUACUCAAGGAGAUACUGCUGGCGGACUAGGAAUUAUUUUUAGGGAUCACAAUGGACGUCCUCUAAAGGCACUCUCUAUUUCCCAGGUCGUAUCCUCUGCAAUCCCAGGAGAAGCUCUAGCCAUUAGAGAAGCACUAAUGCAAGCUCGUGAAUUAGGAAUCACAAAUCUCCUUGUUGAAUCAGAUAACAAGGAGAUUAUUAGCUUUAUUGAAGAUCCUAAUCGUGUUCCGCCGCUUGAUGUUGCAGUUGUCGUUGAAGAUGUUCGUGAGCUAUGUUCUACUUUUGUAUCUGUUUCUUUUCUUUUUGUUCCAAGGGCUAUGAAUGUAAUUGCAGAUGCCGUAGCAAGGAAGGCCCUGUUUAUCAUGUGUAUGACAGAUUGGUCGAUUAGCACUCCGUGGCUUGAUGAUCUUUGUUUAUCUGAAGCCAUUGGCUAUACACAUGAUUCUCAUCAAUAA
This is a messenger RNA of Telopea speciosissima, 591 nucleotides long. RefSeq lists its product as uncharacterized. The transcript has 2 exons. The coding region runs from base 1 to 591 and encodes 196 amino acids. Gene Ontology annotation, molecular function: RNA-DNA hybrid ribonuclease activity; nucleic acid binding. The record is from RefSeq and is a predicted model, not a curated record. NCBI's taxonomy places the organism in Eukaryota, Viridiplantae, Streptophyta, Magnoliopsida, Proteales, Proteaceae.